GGUAGGCCCUGCUGUUUUUCUAACUCUAGUUCAAUCCUACACUGCCGUCUCAACCAAAACAAGGCGCAAGAAAAUCCCCCUCCUGGACGGCAAAUAACCGAGGGUUGGAUAGGCAUUGCCAUUGGAUUGGAGUUACUUUGUUUGGAAUUAAAACGCUCAAUGACAAUCUACAAGAGCCCUUCUGCAACUUUUCCAACCUAAAGAAGAUUUAAGAGCAGAUUUACAGUGGUUCAGGAGCGUGGCUGCUAUUACAGAAAUAAUGACAUGAGUAGUGCUAACAUGUGGUGCCUCCAGUCUCACACCCGACUGAAAGCACACACACCCCACAGGGACCCACAGCAGGCCUUUCUACCUUGACCUCAGAAUCCUCUGAUUGACCCCGCACACGAAAACAUUCAUAUUCACACGCACCUUCUGUCUUGCCCACGAUUGUCCUCAUCCUACAUCCUGUGGCAAGCUUUUCUCUUCCUUCCUUAGAGCAAGCACGCCUGAAGGUUAAUGUACAAAUGUCUACCUCACGCUUAAAGAUCCUCUCUCUACAACUGCGACCCUGAACACACUACAAAAAUGACCUCCAGCAUAGACCGGGAUGACAGCAGUAUCUUUGAUGGGUUGAUGGAAGAAGAUGAGAAGGACAAAGCAAAAAGAGUAUCUAGGAACAAGUCGGAAAAGAAGAGGCGAGACCAGUUCAAUGUGCUCAUCAAGGAACUGGGCACCAUGUUGCCGGGAAACACCCGCAAGAUGGACAAGUCUACCAUCCUACAAAAGAGCAUCGACUUCCUGCGCAAGCACAAAGAAAUUGCUGCGCAGUCUGAGUCAAGUGAAAUCCGUCAGGACUGGAAGCCGCCCUUCCUUAGCAAUGAGGAGUUCACACAGCUGAUGCUGGAGGCUUUAGAUGGCUUCUUUCUGGCCAUCAUGACGGACGGCAACAUAAUCUACGUCUCAGAAAGCGUUACGUCUUUAUUAGAACAUCUACCUUCUGAUCUUGUGGAUCAGAAUCUGUUGAAUUUCCUCCCACUUGGUGAGCAUUCGGAGGUGUAUAAAGCCCUGUCCACACACAUGCUGGAAGGAGAGACCCUCACCCCAGACUAUCUAAAGACAAAGAACCAGUUAGAGUUCUGUUGCCACAUGCUCCGGGGCACGAUCGACCCGAAAGAGCCGCCCGUUUAUGAGUAUGUCAAGUUCAUCGGAAACUUUAAGUCCCUCAACACUGUGCCUAACUCAACACGUAACGGCUUUGAGGGAGUGAUCCAGCGAUCGCUGAGGCCCGCUUUUGAAGACAGAGUGUGUUUCAUAGCAACUGUGAGGUUAGCCAAACCUCAGUUUAUCAAGGAAAUGUGUACUGUAGAGGAGCCCAAUGAGGAAUUCACCUCCAGACACAGUUUAGAGUGGAAAUUCCUCUUCUUGGACCACAGGGCUCCCCCCAUCAUUGGUUACCUACCCUUUGAGGUUCUGGGUACUUCAGGGUACGACUACUAUCACGUGGAUGACCUGGAGACUCUGGCCAAGUGCCAUGAACACUUGAUGCAGUACGGUAAGGGAAAGUCGUGCUAUUACCGUUUUCUGACUAAAGGUCAGCAGUGGAUCUGGCUUCAGACUCACUACUAUAUCACCUACCACCAGUGGAACUCGCGGCCUGAGUUCAUCGUCUGCACACACACUGUGGUCAGUUAUGCUGAAGUGAGGGCUGAACAGCGCAGGGAGUUGGGCAUUGAGGAGUCGCCUCCUGAGAUCUCAGCAGACAAGUCUCAAGACUCCGGCUCUGAGUCCCAAUUAAACACCUCCAGCCUGAAGGAGGCACUAGAGCGAUUCGAUCGCAGCCGCACACCCUCUGCCUCAUCACGGAGUUCCCGCAAGUCCUCCUCACACACCGCCGUCUCGGACCCCACAUCUACACAGACAAAGCUGCAGACAGACCAUAGCACACCACCCCGCCAAUCAGUAUCUGCCAUUGAGAUGACAUCACAGCGGAGGUCCUCCAUUAGCAGUCAGUCAAUGAGUUCUCAGAACACAGGACAGACAAUGGCAACAUCUCUUGUGUCUCAGCCUCAGCAGCCUCAACCACUUCAGCCCACUGUGCAGCCAGUUAUCCAGUUUUCCACACAAAUGGAUGCAAUGCAGCAUCUCAAGGAGCAGCUUGAACAGCGAACACGCAUGAUUGAGGCCAACAUCCACAGACAACAAGUAGAACUGCGGCAAAUCCAGGAUGAGCUGCAAAGGGUUCAAGGGCAGGGCUUACAGAUGUUCCUGCAGCCAGGAGGCGGCAGUCUCAACCUCGGCUCAGUACAGCUGACGCAGGGAUCGUCCGUGCAGCCAGGGGGCGCUUUGUCCAUGCAGGGGGCUGUGGUGCCGGCGGGGAGCCUACAAAGCGGCCUGCAAUCCACACACACGGGGACACAACACACUGUCACACAGCAUCCUCAGCAGGCUCUGCCACAGCAACAGAACCUUCUCAGAGAUCAGAGCUCCACCCUUACUCAGCAGUCUCAGAGGUCGUCUCACACGUUGCAGUCUCCUCAGGGAGCACUGCCGGCAUCUUUGUAUAAUACCAUGAUGAUCUCUCAGCCGGCGCAGGCCAAUGUUGUGCAGAUCGCCACAAGCCUGGCCCAGAACAGCAGCCCGAGCGGAGCCGCGGUCGCCACCUUCUCACAAGACCGGCAGAUACGGUUCCCUGCUGCCCAACAGCUCCUCACUAAGCUAGUAACCGGCCCAAUGGCGUGUGGUGCGGUUAUGGUGCCUACCACCAUGUUCAUGGGGCAGGUGGUGACUGCCUUUGCCCCGCAGCAGGGCCAGCCUCAAACAAUCAGCAUCACCCAGCAGCCGCCUGCACAGACGCCGGAGCAGCAGGCUCAGACGCAGUCGCAGACAGCUACAGGAACAGCCCAACAGCAAGGACAGGUCCAGGCUCAGCUCACCCAGCAGCAAACACAAUUCCUACAGGCCCCUCGGCUUUUGCAUGGCAACCAGUCUACCCAGCUGAUCCUUCAGGCAGCGUUUCCUCUGCAGCAGCAAGGCACCUUUGCAGCUGCAACGCAACAACAGCAGCAACUGCAACAGCAGCAGCAACAGCUGCAGCAGCAACAUCAGCAACAGCAGCAGCAGCUGCAACAACAUCAUCAACAACAGCAGCAGCAGCUGCAGCAACAACAGCAGCAACAGCUGCAGCAACAACAGCAACAACAGCAACAGCAGCAGCAGCAACAGCUACAGCAGCAACUGGCAGCUCAUCGUUCAGACAGCAUGACGGACCGCUCCAACGCGCCACCUCAGUAGCUGACCGCACGUCAGGGACACAAAACAGUCUUGCAUGCUGGGGGGCUUCUGAGGGGGGUGUUUCAAGCUAAAAAAAAUAACAGUAUUUGUACUGUACCCUCUCAGAUACCCUUCCACUGCUUAUAGGUGAAGGGCCAGACCUAAUUGACCUAUUCCACCUAUAGGUAGUUGAUCGACGGCUGCUUGCGCUGAAUUCUGGGAGUGGUCCGACCACGAACGCUGAACUUAUCUGCUGGCUGGGAAAGGGAGCAGCGGCGCCUGGUUUUCCGCAAGCCGUCACCAUCACACACCCUUCGUCUCGUAUGCCCAGUGUGUGCCGUCAUCCCUCUUUCACAGGUUUAAUUUAUGCAGAACGAGUGCUUCAAGACUUCGAAGAAGUCCCCCAGGACAAACAGCACCUCUCUCUUUCUCUCCCUCUUUCCUCCUCAUUUUACUUGUCGAAGUAAUUAUGGGUCAGAAAAUAUUUUUAAGAAUGUUGUGUGGAUUCCACUUUUAUUGUACAGUUCACCUGUAAAAUAAUGUGUAAAUAUAUGGACAAAAGGAAAGAGAAACUAAUAUUUUAUAUGAUGCAUGAAAUGAAAAGCGUAGUCUGUUAUUUGUAGCUUUGAAUAUACGUUUUUUUUUUUUCUAAUAUUCAAAGGAAAAAAAAGCUAAACUUAAUACACAUAAUGGCUGAUCUCUUCACAGACUUCCUUUUUCCAGUGGGAUGGGGGUGAGUGUGUGUAUGUGCUUGCGCACGUGUUCGUAUGUAUGUGUGUCUGCCGAGCAGGCAAUGCUGGAUCCUCGGAUUGUGUCACAGUUUGUUAAAAAACUUCAUAUUUUUAGUAAAACUGUUAAAGGAACGGGCAAUCUUUAGAUGUUUUGCAUCUUGUUAUGCAGUAACACCUUAGUAAUUGCAAAAAUAUAGAUAUGAAUAUUUUAGAGACAUGUUUUACAUUUGUAAAUACUGUAAAGAGAAGGCAUCAGAUAUAGUAUAUCUUGCAGUUAGUCCAAAAUAUUAAUAUGGGGCUUUGACUGUUUAGCGUGGAAUCAUUACAGCUGGAAAUGUCCUCACGACGUUCGCUUUUAUGUAACAAUGAUAGUUACAGUACUCUGCUAAACUGGAACUGACGCUUAAAACAGCAGGGUUAUGAUGGGGGGAAAUAUAUUCACAUAGUGUGUUUGAAAUGAGCUCAAGGCUAAGCCAUAGCUUCCUCUAGUUUUGCAAUGGUUUACAUGGUUGUUUACACUGUUAUACAGUGUUUUCGGUAUGAUUCACUAUGUAGGUUUGAAUAACCAGAACCAAACCUGUUUAUCAUUUCGAGAUUUUCACAUAUUUGCACAGCUUUAAUGCAGGAGUACUUUCACUUGCCUUUUUUCGGGUUUCCGCACAUCGUCAAACGAUGACAUUUCAGUGAUAACGACUUGACUUUGCAAACUUCUUCCAUACUGAUAGACACUCUUGAAAAGCAGGAAUGUAUAGGUUCACUAGUACCUCUGUAAUGCUGACAUAGUCACUAGCAACUUUCUAGCCUCUUUGCCCAAAGCACAGAACACAAGCCUAGGGUUGACAAUCUGAUUCUGUUUAUUGACCCCAGUUGUAUUACGUAAUUAAAAUAUGCCAGAUUGUAGUUGAUUAAUUUGAUAUUUAAACUGUUUAACUGUCUUCAGGAUCUUGAGAUUUAUAUUUAUGCAUUGUUAGAAUUGCAGUCUCCUCAAAGUUGCUCGAUAAGACUUUAGCACUUAGCCAUAAUGAAUGUUCAAAAGUAAUUGUUAUGUUUUCCUGUAGGGUCAACAUUAAAAUUACGUUCAAUACGAUUAUAUAAAUAAAUAAUAAUAUAUUUAAUUUGUCAAAAAGAGAAGUUAUAGUUUUUAUUUUUUUUAAGACACCUUAACAUAUUUUUGGUCUCACUUUAUAUUGUGUUUUUAACUACUAUGCACUUAUUUACCCUUCCCUUACCACUUAACCCAAACUUUAAAUUGACCAUACUACCAAACCUGUCUCUAACCUAUCCCGUAUCUCACCUCAAUAGCAGACAAAAAAUACAACAUGAACACAAUAAGUACGUUUUAAUAAUAAACAUUUUGGUAACACUUUAUUUUAAUGUCAUUGUCACAUGUUGUAUGUUACAUGCAGUAAACUUUUCUAAUAACUAUAAAUAAUGCAUACUAAACCAAACCCUGACCCUAUAGUAAGUACAUGUACACUGUAAACAAAACAAAAAAAAUGUUGUUUCAACUUAAAAUAGUAAGAGUUUGCACUGGAUUACAUUUUUAAGUUUAGUCAACUCAAAUACCCAAGUUAUGGCAGCACUAACACUUACUUAAGUUUAAACAUUUUUUUUAUUGUGUAGUUGCUUAAUUUUACACUGUACUUAAAUGCAUAAUUACAGUGUAACAAAGACACCUUAAAAUAUAGGGUAACCAAAAAUAGUAGUUAAACGCAUCUAUAAAAUGUGACCAUUUCACAUUGUAAAAGCUGAGAGUAGCAGGUAGCACAGUUUUGACAGCUGUCAAAAUAUUGGUCUUGUGAGACAAGACCAUGUUAUUGUUUUAAUUAUUCUAUUCUAAGUCACAUUUUAGUGCACUAAUGAGCAAUAUUGCCUUUUAAGGUUAGUACAAGUAGACCGGUUCAUUCCAAUAUUUUCCAUAUCAGAAGUGCCAGUCUGAAUGUUCGGUUUGUGCGGGAUGUUGAAGCCUCCCAUACGGAGUGCUGGUCCAAACGCUGUUCAUUUUGCAGUUUCCACCCGAUAGAAUAGGGUUAUAUGAUAAUGCAGUAUGCAACUGAACUCAUCCUUUUGUUCGUUUACUCUUCAGGUCACUCCUAUAGUGUAUGACGGUCAUUAAUGUGCUGGUUAUGGUUUCUGUGGUCAUGUAGACUUCAUGGAUGGCUGUACAUUUCAAUGCCACAGACAUUUUGUGACCGAACGGCAUGGCUAGAAUGAGCAAGGUGAGAUUAUUGAUUGAAUGUAACUGUCAUUUAGCUUUAUAGUAACUUUUAAGUAGGAUUAUAUAUAUUAAAAAAAUAGAUAUUCUUAUUUUUCUACAGCAAGGUCAGAACAGAGAAUUUAUGCAGAUAGGCUAUAGUUGAUGUAUAAAACAACUGUUAUACACCUUUUGCACAGAAAGUGAACAGAAUAUCAAGCUUAUUCCACAUUGUAACCUCAAAUUAAGGAUUUAAACAAACUGUGACACACUGGAGGACCAGUUGAACUUUCUCCCCACAAUGCAGUUGGAUUCAGGAAGUUGAUUCAGUCUUUGUCCGAGUAAGAGAGGUCAUUGAUUUAUGCUACAGACUCCUAGUGAUGUUUUGGAGCAUUUGAAGGUAAUACGUUAAAAAAAAAAAGAGUAGUUUUUUGCUUAAAAAUUAAGACGACCAGUCUGGGUCACAAAUGACCUUCUGAUGCAUAGUGAAUCCUCUCACACUGGCAUCAGAUGUCAGUUGUUGACACAUGCAAUGAUGUUUUGGAAAUCAAGGGGUUGUUUUUCUGUUUUCUGCACUGAUUUUAUUAUGUCAGCCCUAAGGUUACAGAGAAAUACUACAGCUUCCUCAGGUUGUUUUAGAAUAAUCAAAUCCAACAUCAAUCUUGCCCCUUCUUUCUUUUCCUCACUUGUGAUAGUGACCUAUUCAAUAACUCACAUUCUUCUGCAUUUUCCAUAAAGAGCCACAAAAAAA
Pimephales promelas (fathead minnow) is the source of this 6928-nucleotide messenger RNA. It is a transcript of the gene clocka, whose product is annotated as clock circadian regulator a. Gene Ontology annotation, molecular function: E-box binding; DNA-binding transcription factor activity, RNA polymerase II-specific; protein dimerization activity. NCBI's taxonomy places the organism in Eukaryota, Metazoa, Chordata, Actinopteri, Cypriniformes, Leuciscidae. Gene Ontology annotation, biological process: circadian regulation of gene expression; regulation of transcription by RNA polymerase II. Gene Ontology annotation, cellular component: nucleus; cytoplasm; CLOCK-BMAL transcription complex. The record is from RefSeq and is a predicted model, not a curated record.